Corticium candelabrum is the source of this 1579-nucleotide messenger RNA. Its product is annotated as retinoic acid receptor RXR-alpha-B-like. Gene Ontology annotation, molecular function: RNA polymerase II cis-regulatory region sequence-specific DNA binding; nuclear steroid receptor activity; nuclear glucocorticoid receptor binding. Gene Ontology annotation, cellular component: nucleus; transcription regulator complex. NCBI's taxonomy places the organism in Eukaryota, Metazoa, Porifera, Homoscleromorpha, Homosclerophorida, Plakinidae. The coding region runs from base 39 to 1394 and encodes 451 amino acids. Gene Ontology annotation, biological process: cellular response to corticotropin-releasing hormone stimulus; regulation of transcription by RNA polymerase II. The transcript has 5 exons. The record is from RefSeq and is a predicted model, not a curated record.
AGUAACUAACGCGCGUUAAGAUCGACGUGACUCAGCCGAUGGAUGAUUCUCUUCAGGCUUUUGUCUCUGGGGUAGAGCAUGUGCCCCAGAACGGUCACUCAGACUUUGAAAUCGACCUAGAUUCGUUCAUGGACGUCAUGACCGUCGACCAGUCGGUCGUCAAGCAAGAAAUGCCGGACACGAGCUCUUCGAGUGGCAGCCAGAGCCACCCUACCUCUCCGUCCAGCUCGAAAGACGCGAAGUCGCCAUCAAGUCCGCCAGAUCGAACUGCUUCUGUUCAACCGUGCCGCGUCUGCAGCGACCGCGCGUCCGGCAAGCACUUCGGUGUGGUGAGCUGCGAGGCGUGCAAGAGCUUCUUUCGACGGAGCGUCCGACAGAACGCGAAAUAUUCGUGCCGCAACGAGAGAAACUGCGUGGUGGAGAAGAACACUCGCAAUCGAUGUCAGUUUUGUCGGUUACAGAAGUGCCUCAGGACGGGCAUGAAAAGAGAAGCCGUUCAGGACGAGCGUACCGCGCCAAAGAAAUCACAACAGCAUCUUGUUCACAUGGGGGGACAAUUCUACUCGACUCCCCCGGAUCAAGACUUUGGAUUACCUGGAAGAGUGGAACUCAACGUUAUUUCGAUCCCUGUACUGCUCGCCGCCGAGGAGGCAUUCGCAGAGGGAAGCAUCAAUAUUGAUACUUCCAGUGCAGGUGGUUUCCGUGAUCUAAUGGAAUCGACCAAACCCCAACUUUCCACCUUGAUUGACUGGGCCAAGUUGAUACCGAGUUUCAUUGGUCUAAACUUGGACGACCAAGUGCGACUGCUGAAGUCUACAUGGAGCGAACUGUUGAUGCUUCGAAUGGCUACAAGAUAUUCACCCGUAGAUGGUACCUUGAUAUUGGCCAGUGGCCGAGCUCUGCACAGAGAGUUCACAGAAAAUCAAGAAAUCGGGCGUCUAAUUGGACGAGUACUGGAUGAGGUUGUUGCUCCAUUCAAAAAGAUGAACAUCGACCAAGCCGAAAUGGCUUGUCUCAAGACCAUCGUCUUGUUCGACUGUGACGUCGUCGGUCUCAACAAUCCUCUUCGCAUCGAGCAGUUACAGAACCAGGCACUGAAAUCAUUGGAGGACUACGACCGCCAGUAUUAUGCACAAAAACCCCAACGAUUUCCCAGGAUGCUGCUUCGUUUGUCGUCACUCCGAUCGAUCAGUAGGGAGUGCGUCGGCUACAUUCUGCAGAACAAGCAACAAGGCCCGUUCCGCGUGGACGAAUUCAUCCUGGAGAUGAUCGACGGGGACGUACCAUUGGGCACUCCACUCUCUCCUCCCAGUUCGUCCUAUCAACAGUACUACGCUCCUACACCACCAGGCAGCUACCCCAUGGAAGGAUUUGCGUCGGCGACUUACACAUGAACCCUGUGUGACAUUGUAGCGAACUUGUUCAGUAUAAGUGAGGAUGGUACCUUGCCCUAGUAGACCUAGACCCACUAGUCUAAUCCAGUCGGUUUCGACCCGACUUUAUGAGUGGUUCUCGUAUGAUCAUGAAUCAUGUAUUGUACGCCGUCAAACGAGAAAUAGAUUACAUACGUUUCAGUUCA